AUGAUGCAAGAAGCCCAACGGUCCUCAACAUCUGUCCCUGCCGGGUUGGAUGUCAAUCUAAUCGAAGGCGGUGGCGCAUUUGGGACAUUCCCCGUAUCGUUGGACCAGAAUAGGUACACAAAUCUCAGCGCCGCGGCCGGAGACACCGCGCACAGAAGCCUUGAGCACAUUGCCUUCAGUGGCCUGGAUGGGCGCGCAAUCCGCAAUCCGCCGACUGUGAAGAGUGAGGACGAGCCCAUUACCCCGGAGGCUGAAGAUCUGUUGGUUCUACAUGGCAGCGCAACCAGCUACGCAUACGAGCCACCCCGGCAUGGUCUGGUGCAUUCAGCUUACACAUACGACGAUGUGACCGACCCGGAUGAGGUCCCAGAGAGUCUUCAUCUGCUGUCCGAGUACCCCAACUCCACCUGCGCCUGGACCAACUCGGAUAUGGGAAGUAGUGAAAUCAACUUCUAG
This is a messenger RNA of Phaeoacremonium minimum UCRPA7, 456 nucleotides long. RefSeq lists its product as hypothetical. Lineage: Eukaryota; Fungi; Ascomycota; Sordariomycetes; Togniniales; Togniniaceae. The record is from RefSeq and is a predicted model, not a curated record. The coding region runs from base 1 to 456 and encodes 151 amino acids. The transcript has 2 exons.